ACAGUACGGUGGUGAGAUCGACAGGGUGUGAGCGAGGGAGGGCUGUGAGGUGCGCCAGAGGCCCGGAGGAACAGCGGCACUGAAUUCAGACCAUCCUGAGGAAGACAAUGAGCGACGCUGAUUCGCCGUAGAUUGUACGCCACCGUUCUGCACUGAAGAUAGUGUGAUUUGUGCUGUGGACAGUAAAACUUGUGUGAGUGCUUGUGGGCGUGAGUACUAGCGAAGACGGAAAGACGGCCGAAUACCAAAGGGCCUUUGAACUGAAAAUCGGCGGCCGAAAACAUCCGACUGAAAAGAGCAUUUAGAGCCAUCGCCAUGGGAAAACAGAGCCCGGGUCAGGCCUACUCGGGUCUGAGCCAGCACGUGGACUUUACCGCUCUGCCUGAGCCAGGUGACCGCUUCCUCCUGGAGACAGUGGUCGGAGAGGGCACCUACGGGGAGGUACACGCCGCCCGCGAUCUUCACAGAAACGGUCAAUAUGUUGCCAUCAAAAUCUUGGAGGACAUCACGGACAACAUCGAGGAGAUCGAGGAGGAGUUUCUUGUGCUGCGGGACCUGUGCCGCCACCCCAACAUCACCCAGUUCCAUGGCAUGUUCUUCAAGCCGGGCAAAAGCCGCGACCACGAUCAGCUGUGGUUCGUCAUGGAGCUGUGUGACGGUGGCUCCGUCACCGACCUGGUCCAGUGGCUGGCCAAGGGAGGGAGCACCCUGACCGAGAUGCAGAUCGCCUACAUCCUGAAGGAGACCAUCAAGGCCCUGGUUCACCUACAUCAGAACCACUGCAUGCAUCGGGACGUCAAAGGUCACAACAUCCUGCUGACCGGCGAGGGCAACGUCAAGGUGGUCGACUUCGGCGUCUCCUCGCACCUGGCUGCCACCCUCGGCAGAAGGAACACGUCCGUCGGCACGCCCUAUUGGAUGGCGCCGGAGGUGAUCGCCUGUGAGCAGCAGUACGACUACAGCUACGACGUGCGAUGCGAUGUCUGGUCGCUGGGAAUUACCGCCAUCGAGUUGGCCGACUCCGAGCCUCCUCUGGCCGACAUGCACCCCAUGCGAGCUCUGUUCCAGAUCCCAAGGAACCCACCUCCGUCUCUGAAGAGGCCGGCCGACUGGAGUGCAGCCUUCAACGACUUCAUCAGUCGGUGUCUGAUCAAGGACUUUGAGAAGAGGCCGUUUAUGAGUCAACUGCUGGACCAUGCACUCCUGAGGAAUGUGCCAAGUCGGAUUGACACCAUUCGCGGCUCGAUCCGCAGUCUGCUCGUCGCCCGGCGUCAGACGGGUGGCGGAGGGACCGGCACCGUGCGCCGGCCGCACCCCACCACCAAACAGGGUCGCCUCAAGACUGGACGCAAGUCCAAGCUGGCGCCCAUGUUCGUGGACGACCUGGCCUCGCUGGAGCGGCUGACGGAGGAGGUGAUCGUGACCCAGCUGCAACAGCGCUACAGGGCUGACCAGAUCUACACCUACAUCGGCGACAUCCUGAUCGCCGUCAACCCAUUCAGCGAUGUCAACAUCUACGGAGAAAAGGAGCAGCGGCUGUACCGCAGCCUUCGGAAGGCGGAUGGGCCGCCGCACAUUUACGGUGUGGCCGACGCUGCCUACCACGCCAUGCUGCAUCAGAGGCAGCACCAGUGCGUGGUAAUCUCUGGGGAGAGUGGGGCCGGAAAGACCGAGUCCGCCAACCACCUUCUCCGUCAACUGGUCUCACUAGGCCAGGCCGGAGGGCGUGGCAUCGAGCAACGUAUCCUGGCCGCCAACCCGGUGAUGGAGGCAUUCGGUAACGCUGCCACGGGCAUCAACAGCAACUCGUCCCGCUUCGGAAAGUUCCUGGAAGUGACGUUCGGCACAGGCGGAAGGGUGUCCGGAGCCAGGGUCUCUGUGUACCUGCUGGAACAGAGCCGGGUCGUCCGACAGGCCAGCGGCGAGCGGAACUUCCACAUCUUCUACUACCUGUACGACACUCUUCAGGCAGAGGGUCGCCUCAGGGAGUUUCGGCUGGACCCACAAGGACGGAACGCCCACCGCUACAUCAGCAACAACGUCAGCAACAACAGAGCGGCAUCGCGGAACGUCCAGACGAUGGCGGUGAUUCGUCAGAGUCUGACGAUGCUCGGGUUCGGGGCAGACCAGUUCCACUGUCUCUGCCGACUGCUGGCGGCCGUCAUCCACCUGGGGGACAUCUCCUUCAGCUCCACUGACGACAGCCACAACAACACAGAGAAGGUGGCCGUCAGCAACAAGGAAAAACUCAACGACGUGGCGCAUCUGCUGGGCUUGGACCGGGAGGAGCUGGAGGAAGUCCUCACCCUGAACUCUGUGGUGACACGCGGGGAGAGCAUCCUGAGGAACAACAGCCACGAGGAGGCGGUCACCACGCGGGACGCCAUGGCCAAGGCGCUCUACGGCAGACUCUUCGACUGGAUCGUCAACCAG
Molecule: messenger RNA, 2433 nt
Organism: Amphibalanus amphitrite
Lineage: Eukaryota; Metazoa; Arthropoda; Thecostraca; Balanomorpha; Balanidae
Product: myosin-IIIa-like
Exons: 14
Biological process (GO): protein phosphorylation
Cellular component (GO): myosin complex
Molecular function (GO): ATP binding; cytoskeletal motor activity; protein kinase activity
Source: RefSeq, a predicted model, not a curated record